This is a messenger RNA of Dermacentor silvarum, 796 nucleotides long. RefSeq lists its product as uncharacterized. The transcript is spliced from 3 exons. The record is from RefSeq and is a predicted model, not a curated record. Lineage: Eukaryota; Metazoa; Arthropoda; Arachnida; Ixodida; Ixodidae. Bases 386 to 760 code for a protein of 124 amino acids.
AAGAAUACGCAUAGUAAUACAUUUAUUAGUACAUGACACGGAAGAUGUUCCCUCUAUUCCCAGCACAGAUAAGCUUGGUGUGACGUAGAAUUAUCUCGACAGACUGGGAAAUACAGCGUAAUACGGCCGUAUAACGCUAUUGAGCGCUUUCUUAAGGAAUGUUCGUAGCAAACAAGUCGGUAAUAAGAACAUACUUCAAAAUCGAUUAUGUGCCUGGCCUGCAGUGUCUUCGGGUUUCACAAUGAUAUUUGCAGUUUUCUUUUCUCAUGAAAAUCUGCCAGAAUAACAAGAUUGCGGUUUUGUUUCGACACCUAUAAAAUUACUGGAGGCGAGCAAGGACUGGCAGCGACGUGACCGCGACGGUCGCUCUGUUGUCGUCCAGGGCAUGGCGAGCGUCGUCGACUGCUUCAUUUACGACGGCCAGUCGGGCAUGCAGGAGUCGUGGAACACGGACGCCAAGCAGAACAUCGUCCAGACACCGACAUCACCCGGCAUAACAUUUGGCACCCACGGAGUGGUGAACGGGGUGCUUCGAUGUGCUUGGAACCGCAAGAACCUAACCAUCGCUCAAGGGAAGACCUUCGACAUCGCCAAAGAAAAGUACUAUCUUCUCCUGUCCUCUGGACCGUUCCUCGUAGAUUCAGCCACCGGCAAACCUACGAGCCAAGGUACCACACCGAUGCCCCUUUUUCGGAAGACACCCAGACCUCUACCAUUUCACCUGAGAAUUCCCCAAACCAAGACCAACCUGCCGUACUAAGCCUCUCCCCCUCCCUAUGGGAAGUGACUGUUUCCA